Molecule: messenger RNA, 1173 nt
Organism: Medicago truncatula (barrel medic)
Lineage: Eukaryota; Viridiplantae; Streptophyta; Magnoliopsida; Fabales; Fabaceae
Product: transcription factor bHLH25
Exons: 4
Coding region: 235-831 (198 amino acids)
Molecular function (GO): protein dimerization activity
Source: RefSeq, a predicted model, not a curated record
CUCAAGAUGAUGAAGUGAGUUGCUCCAUAGUACUCAAUAUAUUACUCACCUCCACUACCUCAACCACCCUUCUCUUGUUUUUUUCUUUUCAUCACUCUCUCAUUCUCUCCCUCCUAUUAACAACUCAACCCACCUCUUAUCCACACUGUACUUUCAUUCUUCCACACAAUUAUCUUACAUAAUAUUCUUGGCACAAAAUUAACUUUAUAUAAUAGCAUAAUUUCCACAAAAUUAAUGGAGGAGUCAGGAGAAAAUUGGCCUUCUAAUUCUGAUUUGGAAAUAAGUGAUGAAGCCAUUCUUAAAGAUGGAGAAUCUGAAUCUGUAUGUGAUGAUGAUUAUUGUGAAGAUCAGAUUGGAGAUCCCACAGACAAUACAAAGGAAAACAAUGAGAAGGAGAUCACAGAGAUGUUGAAGGAACUUUCAGACGUUAUGGGCUUAAAGAAGAUGGACGAACUUUCGAUCAUAGAACAAGCUAGAGACUAUUUAGCAACACUUCAAGAACGUGUGAGAGAGCUAGAAGAAGAAGCUGGAUCCAACAUUUGUACUAACAAAAGGACCAAACUGAGUUCAAAUAUUACUCUUCCAGAGGUCAAAGCAAAAGUGUUACAAAAAGAUGUACUUGUCAUAGUCCAUUGUGAGAAACAAAAUGGUAUUCUGCUCAAAAUACUGACCUACCUUGAAAAUCUUCAUCUUUCAGUAGUUAACAGUAGAGUCUUGAAUUUUGGAAAAUCCAUCCUUGACAUCACCAUCGUUGCCAAGAUGGAUGAUGGCUACAACCUUAAAGUGGAUGAACUAGUGAAAACCAUGAGAAUAGCAAUCUCGACACAAUAGAUUGUAAAAUCUGACUUGGAAUGAAUGAAUAUGUUAGGUAUCUCAUUCAUUAUACUCUACAAGAACUAACUGUUAUUGUCUUACUCAGAAAGUGCCAUCGUACUUUGGGGGAGAAUUUCAGAUAUUAAAGUAUAUGAAAAUAAGGGUAUAAAAUUAUGUUAAAUUGUUGAAGUGCAAACCAAAGUGCAUGUCUUUGUUGGUACUUAUAGUUAAUUAUGGAUCUAAUAAUUAGGAUUGAGCUACGUAGGUGUGGGUUAUCUAUCCUAGUCCAUAAUGUAUGCAAUUGUACGAGUAGUUGACUCUAUCACAUAAUAUAUAGAUUAGUUUAUCAUUUUGUAAUUA